AUCUGCGCAGGCGCCUCAUAGCUUCUUCCAGACAGAGGUUCCCCCCCCCCCCAAGUUUGCCUCCGGAAGAGCCACAGGAAGCGGAGUCUGCAUAUAGGGAUGUCCAGCGAGAUUGGAGAAGGAACUGGCAUUACUAACGUUAGAAACAUUACCAGGAGCAUCAGUUUCCAGGACUGGCUGAAUGAGACGGGGUGGUCUAGUCUCAGCUUUGAGUAAAUGAAUGUAACACCUCUCAUCUCCCAACCCCCUGUUCUUUCUGUGCAGACACUAUGGUGAAGGAUGGUGCUUCCUCGGAUAGAGAAGUCAUUGACAACGAUAUGGCAGAAAUCAACUUGCAUGCGGUGGAAUCCAUUAGCGACCUGCACUAUGCAUCCGGCAGACAAGAGAGUGUCAAAGCCUCAGAAGGGAGCAGCCAAUCUCGGCCUCACACCCCAUGGACUCCUCACAGUGUUUCCUCCAAGCAUUUCAUCUUCCCCAGUGAAGAUGACCCGUCUUUUCUACCAGUCCAGAACUUCCACCUCACCCCCCAUUUAACCUGCUGCCCCUGCUUCAGCCCCUCGUGUUGUCCCACGGGCUUCUUCGCUCUCCUUGGCGUGCUAGUCGUGGCCAGCCUUGGCCUAGCCACACUCGCGGUAUAUCUGAGCGUCCUGCAGCGUGAAUCCCUCCGUGUCCUCGCCCAGUGGCUGGAGUCCCAAGAGGAGGCCAUCCGGCAAAUGAGAGCUGUGAGCUUGCAGCUCUGGAGGCAGCUCAACGCCAGUGAGCCCGGGGCUCAAACUUGAGUGAGACAGUGGCCUUCAACUUUCUCUUGGGGGAUCUCAAAUACAGUGCUACAGAAAAGGGGGAAACCAACUCACUGCUUCGCACCUUCUGGGCUACUUGAUCCCUGAAGCAAAAAACAACAACACCCACCUCUCUAGAACCACUGGUGGGUCUCGUGAGGCUCACGCGCCCCUUGGGCAGCAAUGACUGGAGUACUUGAGGCAGGGAGGGGCAGAAAUACUACUGAGGCGCAAAGAGGAAGGGAUUUCUGCUCAGCAGCCUCCCACUAGCAUCACAGCUGCUCUAUUUGUAUUCAUACACAGUAUUUUGAAAGAUACUAUCAGCAUCUUCUUUUCUGCAUUAUAUCACUCUACUUUAUACUCACUUGACAUUUUGCCAAUGGGGCACCUUUGCAGAGGUGCCUGACAACAGAAAAGAAAGCUUCCUUUGCCAGGGCAUGCUGCUAUCCUCGACAGACACUCACAGCCUUUGCCCAAUUUGCUAAAAAGUAAGCUCUUGCUGCAGAAAAGGGGGCCUGGCCUACAAAGAACUCUCUCUCUCUCUGCGUGUGUGUGUGUGUGUGUGUGUCACAACUAAAGCCAAAACAAGCAAAUGCAAAGUAAGGGAAGGCACUACACAUGUACAUAACUGCAGGACCUUCAAAAGGACACCCCAGUGGCAAAUAUAUUAAUGUAUGAGACACUUGAUUCCCCACCCACAACAAGCUAAAUGGCCACAUGGCCAUGUUGGUAAGAGCAUGGCUUUUACUUAACACUUUGUUCAUUUGUUGACUUUUUGUCUAAUCUUUUCCUCAUGUUCUGAAGUGAAAUUGGUCAAUGGAGACAAAUUCUGUAGAGAAUAGCAGAUGAGAAAGGCAAAUGUUUUAGAGGCUAGAUUAUCUGGCAAAAAGCAUACCUUCAUUAACUUUGCUCUGCCUAUAGCUAAAUAUGAGCCACCUUUCCAUUCUGGUCAAUGAAGGGUUCUCUGUAACUUGCAGGUCUACACACUACACAUUUACCCUUUCUGAGACAAUAAAAACUACAACAAAUACAACAGUGAAGUCAAAUGAGGGAAAGCCCCCCAGUACACUAUGCAGAAAGGGGAAUGGUAGCUAACCCUCUACAGCAAGGGUGGAUAGAAAGUAGAACUCCAGAUGUUUUGGACUGCAACUCCCAGCAUUCCUGAACAUUGGCUAUGCUAGCAGGGGCUUCUGGGCAAUGGUUGUCCAAAACUUCUGGAGAUCUCCCUUCUGCCCACCCCCUUCUCUACAGGACUCCUCUACCUGUUGAUUUUCUGGUACUCAUCUUCCGGGCUAUCAUCUGGCAUUCUGAGCAAGCAAUGCACAAAUGUCUGGAUCCCAUAUAUGGGAUCUAGACGAAGUUAGUUGCACUUACUUGAAAUCCAUUAAAUGUAAGGAUAAUCAACCUAGUCCGGAUCUAGCCCGUUAUAUAUAACUAGAAAACGGACCCAGCUUCGCACAGGUUGGAAAGAGCCCUUAGUUUGAUACAACAAAGCCUUACGCACCUGUUAGAGUUGGAGACAUUGUGCCUGCCCUAUUUGAGUGGAACCACAUUCACUGGAACCCCUAGGCAUGGCAUCUGCCAUGGAGUUACCUGUGUAUUGUAUUUAUACUGUAUUU
This is a messenger RNA of Elgaria multicarinata webbii, 2398 nucleotides long. It is a transcript of the gene LSMEM2, whose product is annotated as leucine rich single-pass membrane protein 2. The transcript has 4 exons. NCBI's taxonomy places the organism in Eukaryota, Metazoa, Chordata, Lepidosauria, Squamata, Anguidae. The coding region runs from base 270 to 779 and encodes 169 amino acids. The record is from RefSeq and is a predicted model, not a curated record.